AGCAUCUUCUUUGGGGCUGGAAGAAGACAUUUAGAGAGGAUGUGACUGAUUUUUGUUUCCAUUUAUUUUUGUCUUUGCAGAACAUGAUCAAAUGAGUUACCUUAGCCAGCUUGGUGACUGCUUCAGGUCUGGUAGUCAUCUGUGUAGCAAAGUGGGUAAAAUCAUUCAAUUUCUUCCCUGCUGGCCCUGGAAGGAGAGGGGCUGUGCGCUCAUCCCCACCCAUUAGCUAUGCCCUCUUUUCUCCGAAUGUCGAUUUAAGGCAGCAAGCAGCUGUCUUCUCCACAGCAUCUUCCUAGCAAACUUUAAAGGGCAUUUUAUCCAAUAGAAAGAACAUCGAAAAAUGCUCUGGUCUCUAGUGCUGAAGAAUCUCGGAUUCGACAGUUUUCCCAUCCAGAUAUAAUGCACUUUAAUUGAAGAAAAGCCGAACUGAGCUACAAGUCUGUUUCUUAUGGUGCUGGAUCACUCCUACCGAACUGCCCCAAGACCAGUCCUGAGAAAGGGCUCUGACAGACCCAAGUCACCUGUGCACUUAGCUUUCCCUGGGGACUUAAAUUUGGAAGUAUCCCGUUUCCAUGAUACCCUCCAAGAUGAUGAGUGCUAAUCCCGAAGAAGACCCUUUGGACACUUUUCUCCAGUAUAUUGAGGAUAUGGGGAUGAAAGCAUAUGAUGGUCUGGUUAUUCAAAAUGCAUCCGACAUUGCCCGCGAGAACGAUCGCUUGAGAAAUGAAACAAAUCUGGCUUACCUGAAAGAGAAGAAUGAGAAACGGCGAAGACAGGAAGAAACAAUCAAACGCAUAGGGGGAGAAGUAGGGCGAGGCCAGGACGCCAGCUACGCGGGCAAGCAUUUCCGCAUGGGGUUCAUGACGAUGCCUGCUCCACAGGACAGACUCCCACAUCCCUGCUCCAGCGGAUUCACUGUGAGAUCUCAGUCCCUGCACUCUGUCGGGGGCACUGAGGACGACAGCAGCUGUGGAUCCCGGAGACAGCCACCUCCCAAGCCCAAGCGAGACCCCAGCACCAAGCUUAGCACUUCAUCCGAGACAGUCAACAGCACUGCAGCCAGUAAAAGUGGGAGACCUCUGGAAAGGCCAGAAGUGUCUGCCAAGCCAAGACCCCACAGUGACGAAUAUUCAAAGAAAAUCCCCCCACCGAAACCAAAACGGAAUCCCAACACUCAGCUUAGCACGUCAUUCGAUGAAACCUACAUCAAAAAACAUGUGCCAAGAAGGACCUCGCUCCCACGGGAUUCAUCUCUGUCCCAGGUCUGCAGCCCUGCGGCAGACCCGGAAGAAGAGGAGCCCGUGUACAUCGAGAUGGUGGGUAACAUUCUGAGAGACUUCAGGAAGGAAGAAGACGACCAGAGUGAGGCUGUGUAUGAGGAGAUGAAAUACCCCAUUUUCGACGACCUCGGUCAUGAUUCCAAAUGUGACUUUGACCAUCACAGUUGUUCUUCGCAGUGUGCUACUCCCACGGUGCCUGACUUGGACUUCCUCAAGUCUUCAGGACCAUGUACUCCUAAGGGUCUGCUCUGUGACAUACCCCCACCCUUCCCCAACUUACUUUCUCAUAGACCACCCCUGCUGGUGUUCCCACCAGCCCCAGUGCACUGCUCCCCCAAUUCUGAUGAGUCUCCGCUGACCCCUCUGGAGGUCACAAAGCUUCCUGUAUUGGAAAACGUGUCUUACAUGAAGCAGCCACCUGGGGCAUGUCCACCCUCCCUGCCAUCGCACACCUCCAGCCACGCUAAAGACCAGACCGGAGCCCUGGGCCCGGCGCCUGCAGCGUCUGUGCUCUCCUCGUCUCCUCCGCCUCCAUCCACUCUGUACAGAACCCAGUCUCCUCAUGGCUAUCCAAAAAGUCAUUCUACCUCCCCAUCCCCUGUCAGCAUGGGGAGGUCCCUGACGCCCUUGAGUCUCAAGAGGCCUCCCCCCUAUGACGCUGUACAUUCCGGCAGCCUCUCAAGAAGUUCUCCCUCAGUGCCUCAUUCGACCCCCAGACCCGUGUCGCAAGAUGGGGCCAAGAUGGUCAACGCCGCAGUGAACACCUACAACGCUGCGCAGAGUGGAUCCAGGUCCCGGACACCAACCAGUCCUUUGGAGGAGCUCACCAGCCUUUUUACCUCAGGCCGUAGCCUGCUGAGGAAGUCAUCCAGCGGCCGAAGGUCCAAAGAGCCCGCAGAGAAAUCCACUGAAGAGCUCAAAGUCCGAAGCCACAGCACGGAGCCAUUACCAAAGUUGGACAGCAAAGAGAGAGGUCAUUAUGGGUCAGCUUCUUCCAGAGAGUCAAUGAAAGCUCAAGAAUGGGAUGGAACCCCAGGUCCACCUGUGGUCACCAGCAGAAUGGGCAGAUGCUCUGUGAGCCCUACAUUGUUGGCAGGAAGCCACAGUUCAGAACCUAAAGUAAGCUGCAAGCUAGGCCGGUCUGCAUCUACAUCAGGAGUUCCUCCUCCUUCAGUGACUCCUCUCAGACAAGCCAGUGACCUACAACAGAGCCAGGUGGCAUGCAUGCAGUGGUUUCAUGGAGACCAUACAAUGCUUGAGAUGAUUGAGAAAAAGCGUUGCUUGUGCAAAGAAAUAAAGGCUAGACAGAAAACGGAAAAGGGCCUUUGCAAACAGGAUAGCAUGCCAAUCCUACCCAGCUGGAAGAAGAAUGCAGGAACAAAGAAGUACAGCCCUCCACCCUAUUCUAAACAGCAAACGGUAUUCUGGGAUACUGCCAUAUGAGUGUGUACGGGCAUGAGCUCCACUUUGCUUAAUACAAGGGAGGUUGACUUGGUCGUGUAAAAUUAAUUGUUACAUAUAUUCUCUGUUGAUGUGGAAUACCACAGGAAUCUGCGGGUACUGUGGCAAGUCCGAGAUAAAAAUGUGUUUGUCCUUGUAAUUAAGGCACACUCUCUUGUGGUGGAUUAUUAUGAAUCCAGAAAAUAUUAAACUGUAAAUAUUUUGCUAGUUUAUGGGUGACACCUGAAAUAAUAUUCCUUAAACAUAUUUAAGUUGGAGAAAUAACAGAAAUGUUUACUAGAUGAUAUAAUUUGGUAUUAACCAGUUUGUUAUCUCUUUUAUAUGUAACCCCUGGAUGCCUUUUCUUAUUAAUUUUUUGCAUUUAGAAUGUCUUUGUCCUCCUGCCCACAUUUGGCUUCUGUGGAAGAGCUCACAGGUAUACGUCCUAUUUAAGCACAUCAUAUGUGAUCUGGUGCUAGCAAUACAGAAGUUGAAUAUUAUGUUUGUAAAGAUUGUCUGCUGCUUUCUAUGUUUGUAGGGGAUAAAUCGGAAAUGAACGAAAGUAUAUUAGUCUGCACAUCCAUGUUACCCUGAGGUGGACAAUCUUUGCUUCAGUGACUUCCUAAGGAUUUGUUUCAUAUCCUGGUAUUUGCACUUAGUAUUAGUUAGUCAGACUAUAGUGGAAGGCUGUAGGAUAUAUUGGGACAUUCCUGCAGCAAACUUUCUUUCAGAAAUUACUUUUAGGGAUGUGUGUGUCCUUGCAGCAUUGAUCUGAUUGGAGGAGACCAGGGUUCACUGUGACAAUUGAAGGAACAAAAAAACAAAACCUUAAGAGCUCAGCUAUUUUCAAGGAAAUGGGAGCAGAGGCACGAUAGACAUGGUAUUUUUAAGUAACAUUCCAUGGGCAUGAUUCUCCCACAAGAAGUUGAAAAAUGAACAUUCAGCUAUAGCAAUUUCCAAGUUUUAGUAUACUCCAUGCCAACCUUCCUCAAAACUUAAGUCCAUUCAUGGAAAAGUAUUUCUUGCCAAUCGUUUUAAGCUAGUUAUUACAUUUUGGGGUCAUAAUCUUCUGUUCAUAACUAUCACACCCGUUCUUACUGAUUAUGACACCAUGACCAAAGAGUUAUGACCACUUUGGAAUUUAAUUUAAUUAUUUUUUUGUUUUACGGAAGUAAAGGAAAUGCAGGGGAGAAAGAAUAGGGUGAACUCAACUUUAUGUGGUAGUAAACUUUAAGUUAAGAAGUUUAAUUUAAGAAAAAUAGUAUAUAUCUUUAAAAGUAACUUGUUAGUUGAAAAUAAAUAUUGCCACGAAUAAAUAAAAAGGAAACUAUCACAUAUAUUUUGUAUAUUUAAAUUAAUAUUUAUGCUUCCUAAAAUUGACAGUAUGUGGUUCUUCAUUAACAAUCAAUUUAGUAUUAUAUUUCUGAGAGGAAAAAGUGUGUUUGAAGUUAUUAUCAUAGCAGUUUUUCUUGUAAGGGUAUUGACAGCAAUAGUUCCAUGCUGCUCAAUAAAACCAAAUAUAACAGAAGUUAAGGAAUUUUUGUAAUCUAUAUUGAUAAAAAAAAAGUUCUAGUAAUUCUUUAUCAGUAAAAGUUCCUUGAAGAGAGUUUGAAAUGUUAUAACAUAAUUUUUUAAUGUUUUAUAAUUAAUGUAUAUUUUGAUGUCCAAUUAUAAUCCUGAAAGAAUAAGGAAAAUGGUAAGUGGGAGCAUGUGUUGUGUGAGUGUGUGUGUAUGUGUGUGUGUGUGUGUGAACAAUCAGUGGGAAAACUGUAUAUAUAAAAUGCUUACUGAAAUUGUAAGUUAUGCUCGUAUAAGUAAGAGGUGACAAAGGCAAAGUCACAAAUAUAGGAUACCACAGAGAGAUCUUAAAUAGCUUAAAUGAAUGCUGUUGCUGUCUUUUACCAGCUAUGUAGACUUAUAAUACAAGCCCAGCAAUCAUACAGCACAGGCAAACGAGUGAUGAAAACGUUUUAAGAUAAAAUCUUAAUUGAAAUCAAGUGUGUUUUGGGCCCAAAUUGUUAUCUUGAUUUAAGUUACUAUGACCUCAUAUAUUCAAACCAAUCAAUCAAACACAAGGCACCAUUUGUCAGAAUCUCUGUGAUCUUAUCAUUUCGGCUAUUACAGUAAAGAUGAGCCCUCUCUUGGCAUUUAAGUGUAGGAAAUAUAUUUCCAAGUGUGUUUGCACUGGCUGAUCUUAUACCUAUCACUCUGAAUUAGGCAGAAGGGAAUUUUUAAUGUUGGUCACUUGUUUAGAAGGAAACAGAGGUACUAAAAUGAUUUAGUUGGACUCAACCAUUCAUGGGUCUUCUGUUCAUGCCAGGGCCACAUGUCACGUACUCCCUUUUCAAAUCUGUUAUUUUUGGAGGAGUUAGCUGUUUUGAACAUUUGAACUUAGGUAACCAUUUCCAUUUAUUUCUCAAAAUCUCUUUCUACAUGAGAAAGAGUUGGAAUAUCUGGAAAGAUGGCUUCACUUGGACUUGACUACAGAUGUGUCAUCUGUGCCUAUAUAAUAAAUAAUUGUCCACUGUGGCAAUUAGCUAUUCUACAGUCAACUUCAUCUUUGUAUAGAGUUUCUCUUCGUUGUGAGAAAAGAAUCAUUAGUAGCUAGAGAAAACCAUGCUGACUCUCUGGUGGCAAUAAAUCAGACACUUCACCUGGUCAGAAGAUAAUCUGCAGCCAGCACAUGAUGUCAUGAUAAAGCUCACAUUUCUAGCAAUGCCAAAGAACAAAUCAUAUGAAGGCAUGUUAUCAGGCAAAGGGAACUCAUACUCAUGACAAAUUGUCUUUUCACAGCAAAUGUUGUAGAAACAGAAUUUUAUUGGCUGUCAGCAAGACGGCUUUAUGUGCGAAAUACUUCUUAGUAGAGAAGACAUGAAUUUCCUUAGAAAUGAUGGGAGGAAAGGAUAAAAUACUGUGUUUUCCCCAUCACAGAAGCCAGCACUACGUGAGAAAUCACACUUUACAGAGACACUGCCAAUAUCUCCCUCCGCAUGCUAUUGAAGCAAGAUUGGGGUAAAAAGUGAUUGAAUUUUCAGCUACAUAAUAAUUGAGAAAGAAAAGCAAACACCAAGAGGUAAAGUGUGUUAUUUUUAAGUGCAUACACCUUUUGAAUACAAAAUAAUUGUUUGGACAUAAGAUCGCUUUUCAAAAUAGUGACAGUUCCGAACCAUUGACAAACAACAAGAUUUUGUUCAAAUGGUUCUAGAAAGCAGACCUAUGUGACAUAUGUGUAGUCUUGUCUACACCCAGAAUUAGGUUGGCUUCCUUUGAACAAGUUAAACAGAAAGUCAACACACCUGAACAGCCCCAGCUAGUUACUGUUUCAAUAAAGUCAUCAGAAGAAUGCUCCUAUAGAUACAUUUUAUAUCACUUACAUGCUAAACUCAGUCAGGUUCUCAAUGGAGAUCUUAUAAAUUAAUCAUGUUUCCAGUUGAAAUUAAGCCAAAUAUUCCUACAAUUUAUGGAGUAUGUAAUUUGGGGAGGGGGGUUGUAAGUCUUACUUGGAAAGGAAUGUAGAAAGGAUAGACCAUGAUCCCCUCAUGAAUUAUAUCCCAAAUUUAAAAGGAAAUAAAGGAGAUAUGACACAUACAAUACAUAGGGACACUUACAACACCUUCCUGGUUCGGAAUAAUAACUAGCUAAUUGCAUAAUUUGAAAAAUUUGUUAGUAAUGAAUCAUUUCUUUAAAAGUUCACUGUAUCAUUUUAUUAGACAGUUUCAGAAGCACUUGGAAUUGAACAUUGAAAUAAAUGUGGUUUUUGAAAUUAGAGAACUCAAUUAUAAAAUCAUUAAUAUUUUCAAAAUAAAAAGCCAACUGGAGUAUACAUGAUUUCACAUGUUUGGCAGCUUUUAAGUGGUUUUAUGCAGCAUUCUUGUUGUUUUCUGGUCAAGUGUACAGUCAAAAUAAAAGAUGAAAAUAUACUAAAUUUAUGUCUAAGUAUAGCAUCUGUGUAUGUGUAAGCUUCUACCUGUACAUUGCAAUAUGUACUGCUAUCUGUGUAAAUCAGUAAAAGAUAACACUGUUUUAUCAUGUUACAUGUAGACAUUGUGGCUUGGGGUUUGGAUGGUUUAAAGCCCUCUCAUAUUUGGGUCAAUUCUAUUGGAAUAACAAUCUAGAAAAAUAUCUGGUAACAUUUCCUUUUAUUAUUAUGAAGCUUCAGACUUAAGGAAGAACAUUUUAAAAAUUAUCACUGAAUUUAUCUCUAAUAAAAAUAUGAAUAUUCCUUCAAAGUUUUGCUCCCAAAUAUAACUGGGUUUGUCCACCCUACAUGCAUUUAUAUUUAAACAUGUACACACUCAGAGACAGAAUGCAUACUGUAUAUAAUAUAUAUGACAAUGUUUAGUAUGCACUUCUUUUGUUUGGACUUCUUAAUAUUUAUAGUGUAGCAAUUUGUGUAAAGUGCACUGUGAUUAUAAGGAGAAUCAAAGCACAGUACAGUCACACUUUUGUUAUCUUGCACUAAAAGCGUGUUUACGUAUUUAGCAAUUGUAUGUUUACUUUCUUGACUUUUCAAACAUUUGAAACAAAUCGCUAUGAAAAAUGAUAUAAACUAAUCUGUUUUUUAGUGGAUAAUUACACUACAUUUUUAAAAGACAGGGUUUUUAAAGAAAAUCAUUUAACAUCCAUUCCAACAUUAAGAAGUUUACCAUAUCUAAAAAUCUGAAUGUCAUAUUGCAUUUUUCAUAACUCAUUAGCAAUGUCAGGUAUGUGCCUGGAUAUUUGUGCAAAUAAGCAUUAGAUAACAGAUUUCUCUAUUCAUGUAUUCCUAGGCAUUUCUAUAUACAUAAUAAUAUAAACACUGAUGUUUUAAUGUCUCUUAAUUUUGUACUUGAUUUUUUAGUAAUAUGUAAUUAUAUAUGUACUUUGAUACUACCGAAGUAACCAGAUGUUGUUUGAAAACAAAUUGAUUUCUCUUUAGUGCAUUGACAAUAUUUUAUGAUAUUUUGUGCUUAUUUAUUUGUGCUCCCGUGUAAUUACAA
Chionomys nivalis (European snow vole) is the source of this 7699-nucleotide messenger RNA. RefSeq names its product neuronal tyrosine-phosphorylated phosphoinositide-3-kinase adaptor 2 (gene Nyap2). Gene Ontology annotation, biological process: neuron projection morphogenesis; phosphatidylinositol 3-kinase/protein kinase B signal transduction. The record is from RefSeq and is a predicted model, not a curated record. The transcript is spliced from 7 exons. Bases 573 to 2723 code for a protein of 716 amino acids. NCBI's taxonomy places the organism in Eukaryota, Metazoa, Chordata, Mammalia, Rodentia, Cricetidae.